AUGACAGAAACGGUUGGGCGAGCAGCGGGGCCCAGAGGGGGCCCAGGCGGCACUCGAACUGGUCAAGGCCGUCAGGAACCGGCCCCAGGGCUACAAGGCACUGGGCAGGGCAAGCAGGAGGAGGGGCUUACAGUCCGUCCAGGGCAGAUGACGGGAGCCUCAGCGCUCCCAGCUGGUCGCCAUGGCAGCGUCAGCUCCCCCGAAGCCUCCGAAACCGCCAGAGCCACGGCGGGUUUCACCAAGACGACCGCUGAAGCCACAGGGGGCUCCACCAAAAAGGUCACUGAAGCCAAAGCGAGUUUCACCACCGAGACCACUGAAGCUACAGCAACCUUCAAUAAACAGACCACUGAAAAGGUCUCGUCGAGUCCGCCAGCCGGUGCACUCGUCCAAACUCGUCUCCCCGUCUCGACCGUCUCAACCAUCGUCUCAACCUCGACCGCGCCCCAGAGCCCCUCGCUGCCCUCGCCGCUCCCUCAUCGCCAGCCUAGGUCCUCCUACCUCCGGACGCGAGCCUCAUCCUCCCUCGCCCCGUCCACCACUGCCCAGCGCGCCUCGCGUCCUCCCUCUCAGACCUCCACCCGCCGUCGCCGCUCAUCCGACGAUUCAGCUCCCUCGUUUGACGGCCACAGCAGCUCGCCCCCGCCGGGCUCCUCCUCUCCUCCCUCUAGUGUCGGGCAAGACAUUUACGCGCCAUCGCCAUCUGCCGACGCUAAGCCUGUCUUUCAUCAUCGCCGCCAUUUUCGACAGCGCGCCGUGUCCUUUGAUCUGCCUAAAGCUGUUAGACCGCGUCCGCGAGCCUACUCGGAUCAGGGGCCGUGUCCCGACCUCUCCCGUCCUCCCCAGACCCUCUACCUCCGGACAUCUUCAAAUCCUGAGCCGCCGGCCGGCCGUGAUCACCGUCUCUCUCCCUCCUCUUCCAACUCGAGCCUCCUUUCAAGAUCCUCCCGCGAGCCCGCCUCCUUUAGCGCCAAGGGCGUCUCGACCUCCUCCGGCCCGCCUCCCUCCAUCAACAGCCGUUUGCUCGAAAUCGGUGGGCACGACGCCAGCUUCGCCGCCCUCCACCAGCACCACCAGCAACAUUAUCAAAACUACCAGCCUCGCCUCAUCUCCAACUCCCGACAGCUUCUGCCUCUCAAGACAGCCGCCUACUCCUCGACUCCCGAUGAACCCCGGCGCCGCUCCUUUCAACAACAACACUCGUACCGGCUGUCGCUGACCGGCUCCUUGCCUACAAACCUGACGCCCACUCGUGUCCCUCCCAUUCGCUCAUUUCGCUCAUCGGGGUCUCGCAGAAGCCUUCCAAGCUCCGACAUGAACUUUACCCCACGUCCCUACGACCUCGACGAGAGUGCUGGCGCUCCCCUCGACGACCAAGAAGACCCUGCCUUCACUGCCACCUCCGGACUUGAUGGCCGCUACGACAGGCAGUCUAGGCUCAUGACGCCACCCAUCUCAGGCCGUCAAGGCGCCAACGGCGAAGAGUCUGGCGAUGUCUUUCUGCGGCUCGCCAGGGAAGAUACCAUGAACCGCACCGCCAGUGGUCGAACGCCCGACGGCACCUAUAGUCCAGUCUCUGCCACCCACCGUUCGUGGCACCGUCGGCCGCUUUCUACAAAUUUCGCUUCCUACCAGCCGGUCUCUCCGCCCAAACUGAGACGUAGACUCUCUGACCAGCAAGAACGCCCGUAUCUAGGCAACCUGGAAGAUGACCAGGCCAGCCAGGUGUCUCGCGUCCUGCAAUAUCGCCCUAUCAGCGUAGCCAAGGCCGCGUCUGCUCAUCCUGGAGAGAGUGCAAGUCAAUACACCCCCACGAACCGAACCCACCGCCCACCGCCCGUCUCCUCGCGUGGUUCGGUUUACCAUGACAACUCGGAUAAUUAUCGCCACACCCGCCGCCGGUCUUCUGUUACCGACAGCACCCCGCCCAUCUCCGGCAGAGGGCAGUCUCCCAAGACCGGUCCCGUGCACAACUUUUCCAAAACAUACAACUCGUCACCAUUGGUCCGGUCUUUCGACCUACCUCCACCGCAGGCCCAAGAGACUCAAAACGGCGUCGAAGGCACUGAAUCUAACGCGUCUACCACAGCUCCCUCGACAGUAUGGGAUGAACUGGAUGAGCUGAAGUCGAGGAUCAACCGUCUCGAAAUCACAGGAAGGGUGCCCCCUACAUCUGGUGCUGCCGUGGCAAAAUUAUCAGAUGAGCGCCCCGUCACGGCCAAUACCGCUGCUACGACAGCCUCGUCAUCACCAAAGCGCCAAGUUCACGUGCAUGCCGACGAGACGGCUUCAGUCGCCACGCAAAGAGACGCCGUUCCGAUCCUGCAAAAUGCACUGGCCAAUUGUAAGAUGAAUCUUAGCCCCGCGGUCUAUCACGCUUUGGAUUGUGCCGCACAGGAUGCGCUGAGCUUGUCAGCCGCCAUGGGCCACGGCCCAAUCUCGAGCGGCGCCAGCACAAUUGGCAACGGAAGCACUACCACUGAUCGACAGCUUCGACGCAAGGCUGAGAGCAUGUGCCGAAGCCUAACCGAGCUUUGCAUCACUCUCAGCGACGACGCAGUCUAUCGAGCAGGCACCACCCAGCAGCAGGCGCAAGCAUUCGUGCCAGGCACGCCUCUGACGCCGACGCUGCCCAAGUCGCAUAGCAGCGCCCUGCCUGUUUCUCGACGCUCUAGCGUAGUGGAGAGCAGCACGCCUCUGUCGCACACGAGCCCGAGGGUCAUGUCCAGAUUCGAGGAACGCCGUAACUCUCUUCUGCAUGCGUCAGGCCCUCCCGUCUCUCUCCAUUCUACCCCUCAUAAUGCCGUGUCCAACGACAACAAUCUCGGCCGCCACUCUUCUCUUUUCGUGUCUCGUACACGCCAGAUCCGCCAAGAAGAGCCGGAAGACGGCAGAGAGUCAGCCCUCUUGAGAACCCGCCGCGCCUUGACCGAAGAGCCCGAGGAAGGCCGCAAGAGCACCUUCUUCACCCGGAACCGUCGGGGCACCGCCGAAGACAUGGAUCAACUACCACUGUCGAGGUCGCCCACGCGCCGCACCGUCACCAUGGCCUACCAGCCCUCGAAUGAGCACGCCAUUGAAGCCGACACCCCCGAUCGGCAGGACACCUCGUCGGUCGUCUCGUCGGCCACCUCGCGCCGCCGCCUCGUCUCGGAGCUGCACGGAUCCCGUCUCGCCGCGCCAACAGGACUGAGUCCCGCCGCGCCGACGAGAAAAUUCUUCGACCGGUCCGCGUCGACGCGCGAGGGCACCAGCACGCCCAUCAUGGACCGCCUCGCGCGCCACGUCUCACUACACGGGCGAGCGUCGCGUUCGAGCCGCGAGAGUAUGCUUCCGCGACCACAGAAUGGCAACGUGAAUGCAAACGCGGCUGCAGACGGGUCGCCGCAGUAA
This is a messenger RNA of Beauveria bassiana ARSEF 2860, 3393 nucleotides long. Its product is annotated as LPXTG-motif cell wall anchor domain protein, putative. The record is from RefSeq and is a predicted model, not a curated record. The coding region runs from base 1 to 3393 and encodes 1130 amino acids. The transcript has a single exon. Lineage: Eukaryota; Fungi; Ascomycota; Sordariomycetes; Hypocreales; Cordycipitaceae.